This is a messenger RNA of Heteronotia binoei (common prickly gecko), 644 nucleotides long. RefSeq names its product cytochrome c oxidase subunit 6B1. The coding region runs from base 46 to 450 and encodes 134 amino acids. NCBI's taxonomy places the organism in Eukaryota, Metazoa, Chordata, Lepidosauria, Squamata, Gekkonidae. The transcript is spliced from 4 exons. The record is from RefSeq and is a predicted model, not a curated record. Gene Ontology annotation, cellular component: mitochondrion; respiratory chain complex IV.
AUUUCUAUAUUCUGAAGGAGGAAAUAGUUGUACGAGAAACCGGAAAUGCCUGUAAUAGUGCUGGCGUUAGUGCCCGCCCCUUCCGGUGUCACUCUUCCCCUCUGUCCCUGUUCCGGUUUGUCCGUGGCCCUUCCCCGGGUGAAAGUGACUUUGAGGCCGACGCUCGACCGUCGCCGCUGCGGAAACAAAAUGUCUGAAAGCAUUCGGGAGAAGCUGGAAAACUACAAAACAGCUCCCUUUGAUAGCAGGUUCCCCAACCAAAACCAAACACGCAACUGCUGGCAGAACUACCUUGAUUACCAUCGCUGUGAGAAAGCCAUGGCAGCCAAGGGAGGAGAUCCUUAUGUUUGCCAGUGGUACAAGAGGGUGUACACGUCCCUCUGCCCUGUUUCCUGGGUCACUACCUGGGAUGAACGCAUAGAAGAGGGGACUUUUCAAGGCAAGAUUUGACCGUCUCGUGCCUGCCAAAUUGGUCUCCUUCUCAGGACAUCGCAGCACUGUUGAGUCCCCUCCGUGGGGUGACUCUGAAGGAUUGUCUAAAGUAUAUCCACAUUUCUGACUCCUGUCUGUCUUGAAAGUCCAACAUCAUGUGAUGGCGCUGAGUCUUGGGCUUUGCAAAUUCUCAUUAAAGGGAUAAAACCUGU